Messenger RNA from Rotaria sordida, 294 nucleotides. Lineage: Eukaryota; Metazoa; Rotifera; Eurotatoria; Philodinida; Philodinidae. The record is from the annotation of a GenBank genome assembly.
AUGAAUCUAUCAAACAUAUUAGAUAAUAAUAAUAAUAAUAAUACAUUUUCAAUAACAACAUUACAAUCAAUUCGAAAAUCUUAUGUAGAAAAUCCAUUCAAUUCAUGGUAUAUUGGUGGUAUUUUAUUCUUGUGUUCGUUCCUGUUAAUACUUGUUGGUGCAAAUUAUUAUCAUAAAAAUUAUUGUCAAUUAUGUUUGAAAUAUUUAACACCAAAUCAUCAGAUAACACAAACACCACCAUCAUCUUCAACUCAUUCUUUUGUAAAUCGUGUAGUUGAUCCAGUUCUUGUUUAA